Molecule: messenger RNA, 405 nt
Organism: Schizophyllum commune H4-8
Lineage: Eukaryota; Fungi; Basidiomycota; Agaricomycetes; Agaricales; Schizophyllaceae
Exons: 1
Source: RefSeq, a predicted model, not a curated record
CCCGCGGGCAUCUCGCCAGCUUGGACGUUUGACUCGCUGCUCACACGCGGUGCGGCGCUCGUCAUGUUCUGUCAGUUCCUGCUCAUGCUGAUGAAGGAGAGCUCCUCCUCCCACGAUGCUGCUGGUGGUCGUGAAAAUGGCGGACGACAUCAGGCGGAGAGUACGCUACCGUUACGCGAGACGGCGAUAGGCGGGUGGGGCGAGGAGGCGUACGAUCCGACGCUCACUGCAAUGCAUCUGGCCGGAGGUCCUGGUGAACCGCCAGCCGUUGGCGGCGAGCGCCUCCCCCACGCCGCACUUCUAUUCGCUGCUGCGGCCGACUUGUCGAGCAAUUGGGCCGGGGGCGCCUGUAUCGACGUCCAGGGAGGUGCUGCUCGCACCUGCGCGCCUCAUUGGCCGGGAUAA